Molecule: messenger RNA, 1136 nt
Organism: Oreochromis aureus
Lineage: Eukaryota; Metazoa; Chordata; Actinopteri; Cichliformes; Cichlidae
Gene: sdhaf3
Product: succinate dehydrogenase complex assembly factor 3
Exons: 2
Coding region: 138-509 (123 amino acids)
Biological process (GO): mitochondrial respiratory chain complex II assembly; succinate metabolic process
Cellular component (GO): mitochondrion; mitochondrial intermembrane space
Source: RefSeq, a predicted model, not a curated record
GACCAAUUUCCGGACUUGAGUUGAAUAAUUGUACUUGGGAAUGUUGUGGUCUGGGACUUUGUCCUGCCUGUCGCCGUUUUCCUAUAUUUAUUUAUUUAUUUAAUCCUGCCGUGUUAGAUACGGUUUCUGUGCACUUGAUGGCGGUGUGCGCUCACGUCUCCAGAGUCCGUUCACUUUACAAGAGAAUUUUGGUCCUGCACCGCUUCCUGCCCAUAGAGCUCCGAGCCCUUGGUGACCAAUAUGUGAAGGACGAGUUUAGAAGACAUAAGAGUGCAGAACCCAAGGAGGUCAAGAGCUUCAUGAAAGAGUGGGAGAACUACAAGAACUCUCUGCAGACUCAGGUUCUGGAGUCAGCUGGGGAAAGAUACAGCUCAGUGAAGUUUGGGGACAACUUGUCACAGAAAAAGCUCAAUGAAUUCCAGGAUGAACAGAUCAGCCAACUGUAUGAACUCAUGGUGGAAGCCACCAAAUCCAAAAGACAGUUUGACAUACAAGAGGACAGGAAGUGAAGCUGCAGGCCAGAGAGCUGUGCUUGGACAGAAAGAAAAAAAACAAAACAACAACAACAUAUGACUAUGAUGAAUUUAAAACUGUGAGUGCUUUAGGUAAAGGGUGGUGCUCAAAGUAUUCUUUUAAGAAUAUUUGAUUACGUUAAAAUGCUGUGUAUUAAUUCUGUGUUGCUUUGUGUGACCCUUUUUUUUUUGUUUUUUGGUGCAAAUAAAAGUGAUGUCAUGCUACUCCUGAAGUACAUUAGCACACUAAUAAUAUAAGCAUAAUGGUAAUUUCACAUCCAGCCGUAUCACAAUACGGCUGUCCAGUGACUGUUUGCAUUUUGCCCUGCAUUUCUUCAGUAUUCCUCUUUUGAAUUCCAUUUUCUUGUUCUGCAAUUUCUGCCUUUUAAAAUCUUUAGACAGCUCUUAAUGUCUGCCAUGUAAAUGUGAUCCAGCAUGUUUAAAGUAGGGUCAUCUACUCAUUGGAGGGUCAGUGUUUUAGUCCUCAAUUGUCCUUGGGCAAAAUACUGAAUCCUAAAUUCUUCCCAGUGCAUCUAUCAGACCUGUAAGUGUGAAUGUUAGAUUUUUCACAAGUGCUAAAAGGCAUAGAAUAAAGUGUUGUAUUAAAGUAUGUGAAUAUGAAAA